AUGUUCAACAAAGCGUUUCUCAUGUCCAUGGAUGACGGUCAAGAAGUUGUAGCCAAGAUUCCCAACCCGACUGCUGGCCUUCUGCACUUUACUACUGCUAGUGAAGUCGCCACGAUGGAUUUUCGCCUCGGGUACUCGCGAGCCAACUCGCACCCUGUUGGCGCGGAGUUUAUCAUCAUGGAAAAAGUUAGAGGCGUUCCUCUCUCCCAAGUCUGGAGCACGAUGAAAUUACCACGGAAGCUCCAAGUGCUUCUUGCUAUGGCACGUCUCCAGAAGCAAUGGCUGAGCGUUUCCUUCUUGUACUACGGCAGCCUGUAUUAUACGGAAGACAUGCAGCCACCAGCAGGCAACCACUUUGUCAAGGAUGGUCAGGCUGUGAGGGAUUCUGGGCUUGCCAUUGCCCGGCUACAGGCCGGGACUGGAGCUUCUCUAACGCAGUAUCUGCAAGCAGUCGGUACACGAGAGAUGAAGGCAAUCCAGUCUCUGGAACCCCUAAAAACAAUUGUUCUAUUCUGCGGCCCAAAGCUAUACCGACCAGACACGGAAAAGAAGAUUACUGCUUUAGCAUGGUACCAACAAAUCGUUGAUACUCUUAUCCCCAAAGAUACAGCCAUCACCAGACCCUGCCCCUGGCAUAAUGAUUUGCACGAUGACAACGUCUUCGUAGACCCGCACAAUCCCGGAGAGAUUACGGGCAUCAUCGACUGGCACCCUUGUCACAUCUCGCGCCUCUUCAACCACAAUCCCGAUCCCGGCUUCCUCGACUGGGAUGGCCUCAAGCCCGAAACGCUGGACCUGGCACCCCGGCCAGACUUCUCCGGGCUUUCGCCCGAAGAACGAUCAGCUGCUGUCCAGGAGUACGCCAUCCAAAACGUGUUCAUCCGAUGGCGGAAACUCAUGCAUACCAAAAACCCCGACUUAUACCGGGUAGUCGAAUUUACACGGACGGCAGCGUACGGGCUGAUAUUUCUGACCCACCGAAUGUUCGAGUACGGCGAGGCGCUCUUCCAGUCGCUUCUAGUGGAUCUCCAAGAUACGUGGACGGACCUACCUGCCGUUGGUGACGCCAAUACCCCAUUCCCGUUCGACUUUUUGGAGGCAGACAUCGAGCGGAUCAAGAUGGAUAGCAAUAGUGCGGUGGCAGAGACCAAGCUUGUGACGGAAGUUAAGGAGAGUACGGGUGAUCUCUGGCCGGACAAGGGCUUCAUCGAGCACGAGCGAUACGAUGAUUGCAAAGCUGCCCUCGACGAAGUCAAAGGCUUGAUCCUGGAGCAGUUGGCUGAGACUGACGAGGAGAAGGCUGAGUAUGAGCGCUAUUGGCCGUUUGAAUGA
Molecule: messenger RNA, 1332 nt
Organism: Aspergillus uvarum CBS 121591
Lineage: Eukaryota; Fungi; Ascomycota; Eurotiomycetes; Eurotiales; Aspergillaceae
Product: phosphotransferase enzyme family protein
Exons: 3
Coding region: 1-1332 (443 amino acids)
Cellular component (GO): mitochondrion
Source: RefSeq, a predicted model, not a curated record